GUGAAACGGGGGUUUUCACCCAAUCCCCUCUCAUCCCCAAACCUCCAGGGGAUGGACAUACUCUAGGAGUAAACAAGGCCUUAAGGAGCCCCCAACCAGUCACACGGUCACGGCCAUGGCUUCCUUCUUCUCCAAACACUCCAUAGUUUUCCUCCUUCUCGUAGCCAUCUUCCUCGAUGUCUCCUCCGCCACGUCCCGCCUUGCCACAGAGGAAGCCGACCCCAUGACCCUGCGGUUGAUGGAGGGGAGGUUUCAGCGCUGGAAGGCGGAGCACGGCCGGACGUACGCCACGCCGGAGGAAGAGCGCUACCGGCUGCGCGUGUACGCAAGCAACAUCCGCUACAUCGAGGCCACCAACCAGGACGCCGGCGCCGGGCUCACCUACGAGCUCGGCGAGACCGCCUACACCGACCUCACCAGCGACGAGUUCAUGGCCAUGUACACCUCCUCGCCGUCGUCCCCGCUCUCGGACAUCGACGACCAGGCAAUCAUCACCACCCGUGCUGGGCCGGUCGACGGCAUCGGUGGUGGCCGGUUGCAGGUGUACCUGAACGAGUCGGACGGCGCGCCGGCGAGCGUGGACUGGCGAGCGAGCGGCGCCGUCACGGAGGUGAAGAACCAGGGCCAGUGCGGAUCGUGUUGGGCAUUCUCGACCGUAGCAGUGGUGGAAGGGAUCCACCAGAUCAAGACAGGGAAGCUUGUGUCUCUAUCAGAGCAAGAGCUGGUGGACUGCGAUACACUAGACGACGGGUGCGACGGUGGUGUGAGUUACCACGCGUUGCAAUGGAUCACCACCAAUGGUGGAAUCACAGCCGAGGACGAUUACCCUUAUACGGCUAAGGACGACAUAUGCAACACCACCAAGUUGUCGCACCAUGCUGCCUCCAUCUCAGGCUUCCAGCGUGUGGCGACCCAGAGCGAGGCAUCGUUGACGAAUGCGGUGGCCAUGCAACCCGUGGCGGUGUCCAUCGAGGCCGGUGGCGCCAACUUCCAGCACUACUCAAACGGUGUGUACAAUGGGCCGUGCGGGACACAACUGAACCACGGCGUCACGGUGGUCGGGUAUGGGCAGGAUGAGGAGAGUGGAGACAGAUAUUGGAUCGUCAAGAACUCGUGGGGGGAGAAGUGGGGCGACAGAGGAUACCUCAGAAUGAAGAAGGAUAUCACCGACAAGCCGGAGGGGAUCUGCGGCAUGGCCAUCCGCCCGUCAUUUCCACUCAUAUGAAACUUGGUCAUUCAAUGAUGCAAGGCGGCCAGUGGGAUUGGUUUAAUAUUGUUUCAUGCUAGGUCAAAACGUAGUUAACUUUCCUUACGUGUGCAACACUUACAUGGGAGGUAAUAUAUACGUGUACAACUCUUUCUCUCUGGCCUGUAAAAAUGGAUAUACAUGUAAACAUUUCCAAAUAGUAUUUCUGAAUUUGCUUUUCUA
Messenger RNA from Lolium rigidum, 1429 nucleotides. RefSeq names its product ervatamin-B-like. Lineage: Eukaryota; Viridiplantae; Streptophyta; Magnoliopsida; Poales; Poaceae. Gene Ontology annotation, cellular component: lysosome. Bases 116 to 1225 code for a protein of 369 amino acids. The transcript has 2 exons. Gene Ontology annotation, molecular function: cysteine-type endopeptidase activity. The record is from RefSeq and is a predicted model, not a curated record.